AGACACAUUUUCAACAUCUUGUGUUCCAAGAAAGAAAUUCGUCUUCAUAAGGACCCACAAGACAGGAAGUACCACGACUAUCAACAUCUUUCAGCGUUAUGCCAUUUAUAACAAACUGAAUGUACUAAUGCCUGUGGGUCAUGGUGCACUAAGUUGGCCGUUCCCCCCAGAAGAGAAUGAGUACGUCCACAUGCCGGAGGAAAGAUACGAAGCGCUGUUUCACCAUUUCGUCUACAACAAGACGUGGCUACUGAGCAAGUUUCCACCAGAGACACAGUACAUAUCUAUUCUACGACGACCAUUUAGUAAUCUCAAGUCUCAGAUGAAUUACUACCACCUCAGAGGGGUCCUUGGUAUCAAACGCACUAAGAAUCCGGUAAGGAUUUUCCUGCAAGACCCCUGGCAGUACAGGAACAGGUCCCAGACAUUCUUCCCUCACGCGAACAUCACGUGGGACGGGACCAGGAACCCCAUGACCUUUGACAUGGGGUGGCCGGCCGAGAGGGCAGAUGAAGUAGAGGAAGCUCGUAAGUACAUCAGCGAGUUAGACGAAGAUUUCACCCUUGUGAUGAUUCUUGAGCACUUGGACGAAUCCAUUGUGCUUCUGAGGCGUCUGAUGUGCUGGGACCUCCGAGAUGUACUAUUAUACUCCAGUAGAAAAAACUCACGCGGUUACCCGUAUAAGACGUACAAGGCAACACCAGAAGAACUGGAGAACCAUCGUGCCUGGAGCGCCGUGGAUUACAUGCUGUACAACACGUUCAACAAUUCACUGUGGAGAAAGAUCAAAGAACAGGGUCCAGACUUCUACGACGAGCUAAAAUAUUUCAAACGCAUCAAGAAUGACGUCAGCAACUUCUGCAUGAGAACAUCGAAAGGUCAUAAUAAAGGCAACCAGUCCAUGGUCGUAACCGCAUCGAAAUGGAACCCUGAAUUUCAAGUGGACCAGAAAUUCUGUUGGUACAUCACAAGACCAAAGGCAAUCUACCUUGACCUAGAGAUCAAAGGAAGAGGAUACACGAAAAAAGAGAUGGACUACGCUGUUAUGACUCUGAUCUAUAACUACAGACUUUUGCGCAUGGGAAUGCCAUCUUACAAAAACUUAGGCGAGGCCAGGGCGGCUGGCAUUAGGGGCAUAGGGGGAGGACCCGGAAAAAUGCGCGUUAAAUCAAAAGCGCCAAGAAUGAAACUAAGAAAACUGCUGGUUUAUGGACUCUUGACGGGGGUCUCCACCACACUGUUAUUAUUCACUGUUCACCAAUCUUACGUGCCAAACACGUCCUAUCUAAACACCGAGAGACGAAACAACAGGUUUCAGGUCAAUAUACCCACGCACGACACCCUAAGAACACAAGACAAAGACACUUUUUCAAGAUCCUGUGCCCCAAGAAGGAAAUUCGUCUUUAUAAGGACUCACAAGACAGGCAGCACCACGACUAUCAACAUCUUUCAGCGUUACGCGAUUUACAACAAACUAAAUGUACUAAUGCCUGUGGGUCAGGGUGCGUUAAGUUGGCCGUUCCCCCCAGAAGAAAAUGAGUACGUCCACAUGCCGGAGGAAAAGUACGAAGCGCUGUUUCACCAUUUCGUCUACAACAAGACGUGGCUACUGAGCAAGUUUUCACCGGAGACACAGUACAUAUCUAUAGUAAGAAAACCGUUCAGUCAUCUCAAGUCUCAGAUUAAUUACUUCCACCUGCCGAAGACACUUGGGAUCCAACACAGUAACAACCCUGUGAAGAAGUUCCUGCAGGACCCCUGGAAAUUCAGGAGCAGGUCCGAGACAUUCUUCCCUCACGUGAACAUCACGUGGGACGGGACCAGGAACCCCAUGACCUUUGACAUGGGCUGGCCUGCCGAGAGGGCAGAUGAAGAAGAGGAAGCUAGUAAGUACAUCAGCGAGUUAGACGCCGAUUUCACCAUCGUGAUGAUUCUUGAGCACUUGGACGAAUCCAUUGUGCUUCUGAGGCGUCUGAUGUGUUGGGAACUCCGAGAUGUUCUGUUAUACUCCAAGAGGAAAAACUCACGCGGUUACCCGUAUAAGACGUACAAGGCAACACCAGAAGAACUGGAGAACCACCGUGCCUGGAGCGCCGUGGAUUACAUGCUGUACAACACGUUCAACAAUUCACUGUGGAGAAAGAUCAAAGAACAGGGCCCAGGUUUCUACGACGAGCUGAAAUAUUUCAAACGCAUUAAGCAUGAUGUCAGCAACUUCUGCACUAGAACAAUGACAGUUCAAAAUGGAGGCAAUCAGUCCAUGGUUGUGACAGCAUCGAAAUGGAACCCUGAAUUUCAAGUGGACCAGGAAUUCUGUUGGUACAUCACAAGAACAAAGGCGUUCUAUAUGGACAGGGAGAUCAAAGGGCGGAAAUACACGAAAAAAGAGAUGGACUACAGUGUUAUGACUCUGAUCUAUAACUACAGACUUUUGCACAUGGGACUACCAUCUUACAAAAACUUAGGCGAGGCCAGAGCGGCUGGUAUAAAAAACUUACAGAGAAAACGUAUACGCAUUGAGAAAGCACCCUAAUAUUACUUGUGUCGAAAAUCUCCACAUAAAGUUAUAGAAUCGCGUGCGUAUGAUACUAGUGUCUUGCAAGCAUCUCGGUGUUAUA
Branchiostoma belcheri (Belcher's lancelet) is the source of this 2618-nucleotide messenger RNA. RefSeq lists its product as uncharacterized. Lineage: Eukaryota; Metazoa; Chordata; Leptocardii; Amphioxiformes; Branchiostomatidae. The coding region runs from base 128 to 2533 and encodes 801 amino acids. The transcript is spliced from 11 exons. Gene Ontology annotation, biological process: glycolipid biosynthetic process. Gene Ontology annotation, molecular function: galactosylceramide sulfotransferase activity. The record is from RefSeq and is a predicted model, not a curated record. Gene Ontology annotation, cellular component: membrane.